Molecule: messenger RNA, 960 nt
Organism: Dicentrarchus labrax (European seabass)
Lineage: Eukaryota; Metazoa; Chordata; Actinopteri; Moronidae
Gene: cyb5a
Product: cytochrome b5
Exons: 5
Coding region: 176-589 (137 amino acids)
Cellular component (GO): intracellular membrane-bounded organelle; membrane
Molecular function (GO): heme binding
Source: RefSeq, a predicted model, not a curated record
CUCCUGUUGAUGGAAAGUGGGUUAAAUGUCGGUGUGUUCGUGCGGAGUCACGGUUCCGGACAGGCUCGGUGGGAUUAUAUAACCGCGAACCGCUCGUUGAACUGCUCCCCGUCGGCUCCCGUCGGCUCUCAGCGGUGCAACUGUCAAACGGUCGAAGGUUUGUUUGGGACACAAAAUGGGUGAAAGUGAGGAAAGUCCCGAAGGAGUCCGAUAUUACCGACUGACAGAGAUCGAAGAGCAGAACACCUUCAAGUCAACGUGGAUCAUCAUCAACAACAACGUCUACGAUGUGACCAAGUUCCUGGAGGAGCACCCCGGUGGCGAGGAGGUUCUGAGGGAGCAGGCGGGAGGAAACGCCACCGAGAGCUUCGAGGACGUCGGACACUCCACCGACGCCAGAGAGAUGGCGGCAGAGAUGAUGAUCGGAGAACUUCACCCGGACGACAGACACAAGCUCAACACAACUGAGUUCACACCAGUGACUACUUUAAAGGAUGAGCCCAGUUGGUGGUCGUCUCUGCUGAUUCCGACUCUCGUCGCCGCCAUCGUCACGCUGACGUACCGCAUCUACACCACCGACAGCGAGUGACCUCAUCAGACACUGUGACGUCAUCGUCAGCAGCCAGCCUCUGAUUGACAGCUGCAGCGGCCAAUGGCAGCGCAGAUAGACGGGGGCCGACCCGGCUGCCGCUGAGGACCAAUGACCUGCUGACUCGGCACCGGGAACCAACCAAUCACGCGGCAUUAUGCUAAUGAAGUCAUUCCGGGUGUUUCCAUUGGCUCUUUAUGAUCUAAAGAAAGCAGCGGAUGUUUUAAUUUGUUGUGUCUUUUUAUAUCUUUUAUUGUAUCUGAAUGUGAACGUUUGAAUAUGCAAUCAGCAGCUAGCGGAGCAUCGUGGCGCCCUCGCACUAAACGCCACCCGUAAUGCACAUUAUCAAUAAACUGAUUAUUGGAGGAUGA